CAGCAGAGCAGGAAUCAAAACAAGAGACGGACACGCCUUCGUUGUUAAAGGUUACAGCAGCUUAUUCUUCAUAACUGCUGCUGUCAGGGCUGCACAAAACCCCGCGUGUCGUGCACGAGGACACCCAAAAAACAACAACAACAACAACACAAAGGGGGAAAACACUGCAAACAAAACAAAGCACCUCUGCAGAAAUGGAGUCCACAGAAAUGUCAGACAGCGUUGACAGCAGCCGCUGAUAGAGGUCGAAAAUAACACUGACAUCCGAAUCGUGUACAAUGCCCAACCAGAAGAACAACAAGGGCAAGAAAAGCAAACGCACUAACAGUAGCGGAGAUGAGCAGGAAAAUGGAGCCUGUGCGGCCGCAACAGGAGGCGCGGCCGCGGCGGCUGCUGCACCCAGACACGAGCGCUCGAGUGAGGUCCAGUGUGCGACCCCUCUGGGCUGCAGCUUGGCCCGUCCCAUCGACCUGGAGAAGGACGACUACCAGCGGGUGCUCUGCAACAAUGAGCUCUGCCCUUACGGCAACUGGAUGCACCUGCAGUGUUUCUACGAGUGGGAGAGCUCCAUCCUCGUCCAGUUCAACUGCAUCGGCCGCGCGCGCUCCUGGAACGAGAAGCAGUGCCGGCAGAACAUGUGGACCAAGAAGGGCUACGAUCUGGCCUUCAGGUUCUGCUCCUGCCGCUGCGGCCAGGGCCACUUAAAGAAAGACACCGACUGGUAUCAGGUGAAACGUAUGCAGGAUGAGCGCAAGAAGAAGCCAUCUGAGAGGAGCACGGGCAGGAAUGGGUCCGGUGGAGGUGCUUCAGGAUCAGGGGACGGGCUUUUUGAGGAGCCCAAGAGAAGUAAACCACCAGGAGCAUCAGGAGGAGGUAAACUACCCCACAGAGCCUCUAGUCAGGAGUUACCUCGGAGACAAUCAGUGGACCGUCAGAACUCUACAGAGAGAGGAGCAGCAGCAGCAGGAGGAGCAGUAGGUGGAGGACCCCCUGCAGGAGGACCCUUUUCUCUGGGGCCUCCUCAGAAGUCUCCAUGUGACUCCCCAGGACAAUCUCCCCCAACUGGUUUCACUUUCUCCCCCACUGCUGCCCUCGGAGCAGGAUCCGGAGGGGCAGGAUUGCGAGGUUCCCGUCAGCUAGGAGAGUUCCUCAAAUCAGCCGUCCACAUGGACCCGCAGAGGAAACACUUGCUGGUCGGGGGAGCUCUGGGUCGGGGCGGCGGCUGCUCGAUGGGAGCAUCCAGCGGUGGAGCUCACCUCGACCCCGGAUCUGUAAUUCCCCUGCCGCUGUCCUUCGCCCUACCACUUCACCACCGGCUCACCUCCGGCAGUGUGGGCGAUGGCACCCACUCCCACCCAGUGCAGUUCCUGAGGAGGCUGGACCUCUCAGAGCUCCUCACCCACAUCCCUCGACAUAAACUCAACACCUACCACGUCCGCAUGGAGGAUGAUGCCCAGGCAGGCCAGGGAGAAGAGCUGCGCAGGUUCAUCCUGUCAGCCCUCAGUGCGAGCCAGAGAAACGUGGUCAACUGUGCGCUGUGCCACAGAGCGCUGCCAGUGUUUGAACAGUUUCCUCUGGUGGACGGGACUCUGUUUCUCAGCCCUUCACGCCACGACGAGAUAGAAUACGACGUCCCCUGCCACCUUCAAGGCAGGUUAAUGCACCUCUACGCCAUCUGUGUGGACUGUCUAGAAGGCGUCCACAAGAUUGUCUGCAUCAAGUGCAAAUCACGCUGGGACGGGAGCUGGCACCAACUGGGCACCAUGUACACCUACGAUAUACUGGCUGCUUCACCCUGUUGCCAGGCUCGCCUCAACUGUAAGCACUGCGGGAAGCCGGUGGUGGACGUUCGAGUCGGGAUGCAGUAUUUCUCCGAGUACAGCAACGUCCAGCAGUGCCCUCACUGCGGCAACCUGGACUAUCACUUUGUCAAACCUUUCUCCUCCUACAAAGUACUCGAGGCUUAUUGACAAAUGCUGUUUAUGCAGGCUAGUUAAGCUGCUUCUGUUCUCUUUUUUUCUAACACAAUCUAGGAAAGAGUUUAUUUUUGGGGGCCUUAAGGUGAUUUUAUGUUUUCAAGUUCUCUUUCUUUUGGUUUCUUUUUUUAUGUAUAGAAAAAAGUUAUGACUAUAGUUAAUAAAAAAAUAAAAAGUUCCAAGACAGUAUAUCUCUGCUGUUAGAGAAAGGUGUUGAUAAAGUGUGGAACUGACACAUCAGUCAAGCAAACACAUUUAUCUGUGACAAGUGAAUGUAUCUGUAUGCCAAAAUUUGCUUUUAUUUUUUAUUUUUUACCAAAACGUAAAGAUGAAUCUCAAAUAAAAACAGAGACAGAUAA
Molecule: messenger RNA, 2335 nt
Organism: Epinephelus lanceolatus (giant grouper)
Lineage: Eukaryota; Metazoa; Chordata; Actinopteri; Perciformes; Serranidae
Gene: heca
Product: hdc homolog, cell cycle regulator
Source: RefSeq, a predicted model, not a curated record